UCUCCAUGGAGAAUCAUCAGAUUAACGUUCUAUUUGUGUGUGUGAAGCCAUUGUUGUUUCUUUAAUUCGCUCAUUUCUUUGUUUGUGAGAAAUAUGUCUGGCUGUGGCAGUGGAAGCUGUAGCUGCGGCAGCAGCUGCAAGUGCGGCAGCGGCUGCAGCUGCAGCAGCAAAAUGUACCCAGACUUGAGCUACGCAGAGAACACAACUACCGCAGCAACCCUUGUUAUGGGCGUUGCACCGGCCAAGCAUCAAUUUGAGGGUGGCGCUACUGAAAUGGCCGCCGAGAACGGUGGCUGCAAGUGUGGGUCCUCCUGCACCUGCGACCCAUGCAGCUGCAAGUAAUAAUGAAUGAAUGAUGACGAGCUUUCUUAUCUUGCUACCUUCACCUGUUGGAAAUUCUAAGCAGAGAUAACGUCAUAAAUACAUACAUAAUAAAUGUUUGCUUGUUUUUGUUUUGUGUUUGGUUCAAAAUCGUUUUAAAAUAAAUGCUUUGUUGUGUGUUUGUUUGAUCUUGUAUUUCGCUUAUAUAUUUGUAUCAUAAAUCUCUGCUUAUUAAUGGAAACACUGUUUUAUGGUA
This is a messenger RNA of Arachis duranensis, 577 nucleotides long. RefSeq names its product metallothionein-like protein 2. The transcript has 2 exons. Gene Ontology annotation, molecular function: metal ion binding. The record is from RefSeq and is a predicted model, not a curated record. The coding region runs from base 94 to 342 and encodes 82 amino acids. NCBI's taxonomy places the organism in Eukaryota, Viridiplantae, Streptophyta, Magnoliopsida, Fabales, Fabaceae.